CGCGCGCACUCUCUCUCUCUCUUUCUCUCUCUCUCUCUGUCUCUCUCUCUCUCACACACACACUGCCUCACACACACAUUUCACACACUCUCAGUCAGCCAGAGUGUGAGCAGCUCGAGAGUGAGGAGCGCGGCAGCUCCGGUUUGGACCUUCAGCAGCCUCGACGACCACGACCACGCGCGUUUUAACCGCUAUUUACCCGAAAGAAGAAGAAAAACCAUUUCAAACUCUUUCGUUGCUCGAUAUCGAUCUAACAAGUCUGGUUUCUCUCCUCGUGGAUCUCCUCCGAGACUGAAGAGCAGCCAAACAAACUUCUCGAGCUCCAGCGGAGACGCGCGAGCGUCUUGCUUUUACGCUGGUUUCUGUGCGCCGCGCGCUCGCUUUUCGCUUUUUUUGCGUUAUCUGUGUCAGAACGUGUUGCGUUUUUCCCACAUUUUUCGCUCAGGAGGAUAAUUUCGCACAGAACUGAGCAGGAAAUACACAUUUUUUGUAGCGGUGGUGGCUCUGUCUUUAGCCUGGAGAGGGUGUUCAUAAGAGCGAGUGAGCUUUUUUUUCUUUUCUGCUCAAAAGUUAGAUUUUUCUCUCAGAGCUUCGGCGUCUGCUUAAAAAAAGAUUGUGUCUCAAUAUUUUCUUCAGGGAUUCGGGGCUUUCGUCCCAACCACACACACACACUCUCUCACACACACACACACACACACACACUCUGAGCACUCCUGUUGCUCCCCACGCGCUUCGUUCUCACGUGAAGGUUUUUUUUUUUUUUUUUAGGAGUUUUUUUUUUCUGAGGGUGAUUUUUGGGGACGUUAGCGUGUUAGCAUGCCCCAGUUAGCUGGAGGUGGUGGUGGAGGUGGAGAUCCUGAGCUUUGCGCCACAGAUGAAAUGAUCCCGUUCAAGGACGAAGGAGACCCGCAGAAAGAGCAGAUCUUCGCCGAGAUCAGCCACUCGGAGGAGGAAGGAGACCUAGCCGAGAUCAAAUCGUCUCUGGUCAACGAAACGGAGGGCAGUCCCAACAGCACCAACCACGAUGCAGCUAGACAGUCCCAAAUAACGCCAGACUCCUACCAUGACAAACACAGAGAGCACCCAGAUGAUGGGAAGCUUCAGGACCUGUACAGCAAAGGGCAUCCAUACCCAGGUUACCCCAGUUACAUCAUGAUGACCAACAUGAACAACGAACCCUACAUGAACAAUGGCUCUCUCUCGCCGCCCAUGCCCAGAACGUCAAAUAAGGUUCCCGUGGUGCAGCCGUCUCAUGCAGUUCACCCCCUCACACCCCUGAUCACCUAUAGUGACGAGCACUUCGCCCCAGGACCACACUCCGGACACCACCCGCAGGACAUCAACUCAAAACACGGUAUGCCCAGGCAUCACACUGGUCCAGAUAUUCCAAACUUCUACUCUCUCUCUCCUGGAGGAGCAGGACAGAUCACCCCACCACUGGGCUGGUUUUCUCAUCACAUGGUUCCGGGACCCCCUGGACCUCAUGCCACAGGUAUCCCCCACCCUGCCAUAGUCAACCCCCAGAUCAAGCACGAGCCUCCACAUGAGACUGACCUAAUGCAUAUGAAGCCUCAGCAUGAGCAGAGAAAGGAGCAGGAGCCCAAAAAGCCUCACAUUAAGAAGCCGCUCAACGCCUUCAUGCUGUAUAUGAAAGAGAUGAGAGCCAAUGUGGUGGCAGAGUGCACGCUGAAGGAGAGUGCCGCCAUCAACCAAAUCCUGGGCCGAAGGUGGCAUGCUUUAUCUCGGGAAGAGCAAGCUAAGUAUUAUGAAUUAGCCCGCAAGGAACGGCAGCUCCACAUGCAGUUAUACCCAGGCUGGUCUGCCAGAGACAAUUAUGGAAAGAAGAAGAAGAGGAAGAGGGAGAAGCUCCAGGAGACUGCCUCAGGUACAGGCCAGAGAAUGAAAACGGCGUACAUCUGAGCAAUGGAGGAAAACGAGCCGCUUUCUCCUCGUGCAAAGCAAAGGCAGCAGCUACGGGGCCCCUUCUGGAGAUGGAAGCCUGCUAGAUUCCAUGAACCUCUGACCCUCCGCGACCUCUUGAUCCCCGCCGACCUCUUGGAGGGCUCCAGCUCUCAGCGCGCUCCUCUGCUGUAGAGACACUGAACUGAAAACAGACAAUCACUACUCGCCAAGACACACCAACACACACACACACACACACACUUAGCCCCUUAAUAAACCAGUACACACACACAGACCCACACACCGUCGUUUGGGGUUUCUGUUUCAUUUUUUGGCUUGUUUGGUUCUUUCUUGAAAUUGCUCCCAAAGUCCAAGUUAUUGCACUGAUUGUUCCAGUAAUUUGUAAAAUGCACAUCACCACACGCGGGAAGAAAUAACCACACCCCUUCCACACCUGUCUCUAAGUUAUUUUAAGUUAUUUGGCACCCCUGGUUUCUGUAUGUACAGUCCAGUCCAGUCAGUUUAUUCCAAGCACUGUUUCACUGCCCGUCCCCACUUCCCCUGUCCACCAUCCCUACUAUGUAGCAAUUCAGGGGUCCAGACACCCUUUCAGAACUUUUUGGUUUGCAGCAUGGAGGGAUCAUGUGUUAGCUUGGAAACAUUCAUUUUUAUUUUUUGUUUGUUUUUGUUUUUUUUGUUUUUUGUUUUUUUUCUGACCAGUUGGUGCAAAAAAGGAUCAACGUUCUUAGCUUUUAUUUUAUGAGUUUUAAGUUCAUUUUUGAAUGCUUUUUUUGUAUUUUAAAGUUGUUUCAUCUCUU
Messenger RNA from Pygocentrus nattereri (red-bellied piranha), 2720 nucleotides. It is a transcript of the gene lef1, whose product is annotated as lymphoid enhancer-binding factor 1. The transcript has 11 exons. The record is from RefSeq and is a predicted model, not a curated record. Gene Ontology annotation, molecular function: DNA-binding transcription factor activity, RNA polymerase II-specific; RNA polymerase II cis-regulatory region sequence-specific DNA binding. Gene Ontology annotation, cellular component: beta-catenin-TCF complex. The coding region runs from base 817 to 1920 and encodes 367 amino acids. Gene Ontology annotation, biological process: regulation of transcription by RNA polymerase II; canonical Wnt signaling pathway. Lineage: Eukaryota; Metazoa; Chordata; Actinopteri; Characiformes; Serrasalmidae.